AUGUCAAGUGAAGCCAUGGCUGUGGCUUCUCCAUCAACAUGGAUACCAUCAGUCAUAGUCUCACUCUUUUCAUAUGGCCAUGCCAACGGGCCAAUUGUGCGACAGCAUCUGCAUAACAAACCGCAUAUCCACAAAACAUUGGCUUACAAUAUUCGUCACUUACCGAAUCCACCGCGCCAUCUCCGCGCUAAUGCAACUGGCCUGUCUCGGCGCCUUCAGAAGGAAUUCCUGCAAAAUGAUAACGUCCAGGCAUUCUUGGUAAAGGUACAAAAUGAGCUCCUCGAUGCAAUCAGAGAAUGUGAACAACCUUUGAGCUUAAAUGAGUCGACUACACAUGAAGCUGAAGACGUUGGCGUUGGCUCUGAUCUCGCUGAGGAGGCCACCUUGAAAGACGCAGAUAUCGAUGUGGUGGUGACAAUAUGCUGCGAAGAGGGCCGUCACCGGAGUGUUGCGUUUGUCGAGGAACUUGCCCGAAGGCUUACUACGUUCAAAAAUGGAGACGGCUCUUCUCAAUACUGGAAGUUAAAUGUUAACGUUACGCAUCGCGAUAUUGGAGACCCUCAAGAUGACUUGGAGCAAUCAUCGGGCCAGCAGAAGCGCCCGAACAAGGCCCAGGCAAAAUUUAGACAAAGGGAACGACGUGAGAAAGGGGAGAGAUUCAGAUCACGCCUAGAAGAUGAUGACGGCGAAGAAUAG
Molecule: messenger RNA, 696 nt
Organism: Penicillium cataractarum
Lineage: Eukaryota; Fungi; Ascomycota; Eurotiomycetes; Eurotiales; Aspergillaceae
Exons: 1
Coding region: 1-696 (231 amino acids)
Source: RefSeq, a predicted model, not a curated record